Exophiala spinifera is the source of this 825-nucleotide messenger RNA. RefSeq lists its product as uncharacterized. The coding region runs from base 1 to 825 and encodes 274 amino acids. NCBI's taxonomy places the organism in Eukaryota, Fungi, Ascomycota, Eurotiomycetes, Chaetothyriales, Herpotrichiellaceae. The transcript has a single exon. The record is from RefSeq and is a predicted model, not a curated record.
AUGGACGGAGGAGGCCCACAAUCUUCAGAGAAGGAAAAGAAGGGACUACGAAGGAUCUGGAAAAGAAUCAAACAUAUUUUUCGACAUAAGCCUCAAAGUCUUGCAGCAGAGCCAGCCGCGCCGGCUCCUGCGACAAAAUCCACCACAGCACGACCCGGGUCGGAUUCCAAGGCUGCACCUACCCUUGAAGACCCGACACUUGAAUCGCGGCAGCCGAACAUCGACAACCCAGCACUAAUUGAAGUCGACGAAAUGCAGGAGAGUACUUCUUUACCCGACGAGCCGUUGGCUGUUCCAGUUCGUGAAUCGCUAUCCGAGUAUUCCAAUGAGCAAGAACUCCGUUUCCUUAAGGCCAAAGCGAUCUUUGCACGGUACAACAUCGAGUUGAACGAGGCUGACUGGGUGGUGCGACCAAAGUUCCAAUAUGAAAGAGUGUCGAAACCCAUAAGACAAAGGGUCAGAUAUACCUGCCAUAACUGUUCCACCACGUUUGGCUAUGAGAAGAUUUGUAUGGCGUGUCAACACCGUCGCUGUACUCAAUGUUCGCGCUAUCCACCGAGAAAGGACCGCUCUAGAGCUGCCAGAGAGUCGACGACUCAGCAGCAGCAGCAACAAGACUCGGCCAGCCAUGUCCGGCGGAACAGCAUCGAGGGUGCUUGCCAUGAAUGCCAGACUGGCUUCGAACUUGGCACUCAAGUAUGCCCAAACUGCCAACACCAAAUAUGCGAUCGUUGCAUUCAAGAGACGACAGUCUCGGCCGAUCAAGUCCUGCGCAGAACAGACGAACAAAUCCCUCCGACCAGCCGAUCUACUGGCGUCAGCUAA